Trichoplax adhaerens is the source of this 1425-nucleotide messenger RNA. RefSeq lists its product as uncharacterized. Gene Ontology annotation, cellular component: cell surface. Gene Ontology annotation, molecular function: calcium ion binding. The transcript has 5 exons. The record is from RefSeq and is a predicted model, not a curated record. Lineage: Eukaryota; Metazoa; Placozoa; Uniplacotomia; Trichoplacea; Trichoplacidae. Bases 1 to 1425 code for a protein of 474 amino acids.
AUGUUUUCCAUUCUAAGUAUUAGUAGAUUCGUAGCGCUACUAUCUUGCACAAAUUUACUAUAUGGCCUAAUUCCUUUAGUCAUCUUGCAGCAAGCUAUAGGCGAUGAUUCUUGCUAUGAUAAAGAAACCUUAGGACGAAAUUACAAUGGCAACGUCAAUUUUACCAAGACUGGAGCUAGAUGUCAAUCUUGGAGUCAAGUUUCCUACUACAACUUCGAUCACAACUAUUGUCGAAAUCCUGAUCUCAAGGAUGGAGGACCUUGGUGUUAUUAUAGCAAUGCUAUCAGCAGGUAUAAUAACAGUUGGGAUUAUUGCCCAAUUCCUCCUUGUAAAUGGAAAGAUAUUGAUCGAUGCAGUAAUAGUAACGGCGGUUGCAGUCAUAUUUGUCUAACCACACAAAGUUCCUACUACUGCAGCUGCCCAAAGGGGUUAAGAUUGGCUAGCGAUGAUAAGCAAUGUGAAGACAUCAAUGAAUGCGAUUAUGAUGAUGUUUGUGAAUUUCUAUGCCUAAAUACUUAUGGAUCUUAUAAGUGCAGCUGUCCCAAAGGAUACUCGAUAAAUGCUAACCAAUGCCUUGAUAUAGAUGAAUGCAAAUCUGAUCGUAAUAUUUGCAGUCACAAUUGUCAUAAUAUACAUGGAUCAUUUCUGUGUUAUUGUCCUAGCAACUUAACACUCGGUAGCGACAAAAGAACUUGCAUUAAUCAGACUCAGAUAGCCAAUUUUAAACCCAAGCUAAGAAUUGAAUGCAACCAUGACUAUAUCAAGAAUCGACUUCGAAAUCGACCUGAUCACCCAUCUGGUCUCAUCACUCGGAAAAAAAUAUUACGGUUAGCUUUCCUAUGCUCCUAUUCUAAUCAAGGUUGGAUAGGAAUUGCUUAUAAUCCUGAUAAUAAGCCUCUAAUAUCCCAUAAUUGGCAUAAAGGAUAUGGCAAUUUUUCCUAUUUUGCUAAAAUUUAUCCAACAGCAAGAUAUUUUAAUGCGUUCCCGCCUAGUGCGUAUCCACUGCCAUUGAAAUUAAAUCAACGAGCAUAUCUCGAAUUUGGUGUACACGCUGGUGAUGCGAAUUUGCGAGUAGCUGUCGAGAAUUGCUUAGCUACACCUGAUACGAAUAUAAGCGAUCCUAUUCACUACUGGAUUAUCAGAAACGGGUGUAAUGAAGAUAAGACUAUUAAGAAGCAUUAUUCAAAAAUCUCUAAAACUGUUCGGUUUAGCAUCAAGGCAUUUUCAUUCUUAUUUAAUCAACCUUUCAUAUUCAUACAUUGCCAACUUAUGGUUUGUCCUCUGCAUGAUAACCUAAGUCGUUGUGCUCAAGGUUGUCAAAGAACAGUAACUUCCGGAAACCGUAUUAGACGGGAACUUGGUCAAGAUGAAAAAGUUUUCUCUAGUAUCGUUUCAGUUGGUCCAUUGUUUAAACUUGGUAAUUAA